GCUCACAUGACUUUCUUUUGAUCACAUGAUGCUGUGAGCUACUAACUGUGCAUGCGACACAAAAAGCUGUAACGUUGUUAAUGUUGUGACUUGUCGCUUGUGUCCGGUAAGCGUUGUUGUUAUUCGAUUGAGCCAGGACUGUCUAUAUAAAUAUUACUAUUAUUAGGCCUACAAUACAUGUAGGACAACUCGAAUUUGCUAAUUUCUGCCAGUAAGACAGUAGCCUGCUUUGGAUUUAACUUACAUCAAACUUCACUUCAGUUCAAAGACAAGAAAUAGCAGAAGCCAGCCAGAAAUGGAUGCUCCCGGUGGUGGAUGCUGAGACUGAGAGUGAGAGUGAGAUUGAGAAAUCGACCCACAUUAGCCGUGCCCGUGGGCGUGGCUGUGACAUAUUUUUUUUUGACACAUCUGAAUUGAAUCCAACUUCUUUGAAUUUGUCGUGACAAAAGUCAGAGUGAGACAGAAAAAAUGGUGCUUCUACACGCAUCAAAAUCUUAUUACAGGUUUGUGGUUCUGUUCUUCAACUGCAUGUUGACAUUUGGAACAUACUUCUGUUUUGACAUGCCUAGUGUGUUACAGGGUGUCUUUCAAGGGAACCUUACAUGCGAUAAUGCAUCUGUACACUGGAAUGCAUCAGACUGUGAAGAAGGAUUAGGAAUGUCCUAUGUACAAUAUAACCUUCUGUAUGCAAUUUACGCUUGGACUAAUGCCGUGGUUGUUAUUGGUGCUGGAUUCCUCAUUGAUAAAGUUGGAAAUCCUGUUGGUCUAUUUCUAUUCUCUGGUCUAUGUUUGACUGGGUCUUGUAUCUUUGCCCUGGGUGCUAGCUUCAAAGGAUCAUCAGCCAUGUUUCCUGUGAUGCUCUUUGGUCGUCUCCUAUUCGGUUCAGGCAAUGGAUCCCUUACAAUUGUUCAGAAUAGAAUUACUGCUUUCUGGUUCAAGAACAAGGAGUUGGCUUUUGCAUUUGGAAUAACACUGACAUUCUCAAGACUGGGAAGUGUGCUGAAUUUCUUCUUCACCAAGGAGUUUGAAGAUACCAUGGGAUUGAUGUGGACCCUUUGGGGUGGGGCUGUACUUUGCUUGACUGGCUUCAUCGCUGCCAUAGUAACAAGCAUCAUGGAUACCUCAGGAGUCAAACAACUUGGACUGGAAGAUGAAGUGAAAGAGAACUCAAAGAAAGUGAGACUAAGGGAUAUUUUAGAAUUCACUUUACCAUACUGGCUCUUGGCUCUUUCUAUCAUGUUCUUCUACAAUGGUGUUUUCCCUUUUGUAGCUGAUGCAAGUGAUUUUAUCCAGCAGAAAUAUGGUUACUCUUCUGAUUCUACUGUACCUGCCUAUCUUGCUGGUGCUGUCUAUGAUGCAUCCCUUCUUCUCUCACCAUUUCUUGGUGUACUUAUAGAUAAAUUUGGUAUGCGAGGUAUCUUAGCUCUCACCUGUGCUAUAGGAACCCUACCUGUCUUUGGUCUCCUAGCCUUUACUACAGUCUUUCCUCUUGUUUCUACAUUAUGGUUAGGGAUCACAUACUCAUUUGCUGCGGCUAGUCUUUGGCCUUCCAUACCGUUGGUGGUUUCUCAGUCAACGGUUGGCACGGCGAUGGGUAUCGCAACCUCAAUCCAAAUGAUUGGUAUCGGUAUAUCUAACGUUGUUAUUGGUGCAAUCCUUGGUGAUACAAAUUCACAAACGACUCAAGAGACCUUACAUAAAUGGACCCUAACAAUGAUCUACCUUUUUGCUAAUAUUGGUGCCUGUGUGGUCUCUACUGUAUUUCUAAAUAUAGUAGACUCAAGAAGGGGGCGUGUUCUGAAUCAAAGCAAGAAACAGCGUCUUGCCAUCGCCUGCCAAAGACUUCAAGAGGAAAUUGAUGAUAGGAGCUCACAAAUCACAGACUACGAAGAUUCUUAUGAGCCUGAUCCUCUCCUGCGUCCAUGUCGAGGAACCAUUAACAGGAAGAUAUGAAGCUGUGCAGGGGUCUCCUUGGGAGCUUAUCAUGAAAUGGAUGCUUUAUUCCAUAUUUACCACAGUAAUCUCAGUAAUCAAUAUCAAGGAAAUGUUAUCGGAACUUGAAAUGUUGAUCAAACUCUCACUGCUUUGAUCAAGGCUGUUGAGCCCAUUGUUCUCUUUGCAAAAUUGAUGCAUCAAUGAAAAAUAAUUUGUUGAUUGUGUCUGCCUAUUUUGACUUCAGUAAUUGCAAUUUGUUUAUCUCUUUACUGAACUGAUUUUAAUCUAGAUCUGUGCAUUAGGCCUACCCUGUAUUUUCCAGUAUAUUAUUCAAUCACUUAAAUAUGAUGAUAAUAAUGAUGAUAAUAUAAUAAUAAUAAUAAUGAUAAUGAUAAUGAU
This is a messenger RNA of Lytechinus pictus (painted urchin), 2334 nucleotides long. RefSeq names its product major facilitator superfamily domain-containing protein 1-like. The record is from RefSeq and is a predicted model, not a curated record. Bases 469 to 1953 code for a protein of 494 amino acids. The transcript has 13 exons. Gene Ontology annotation, molecular function: transmembrane transporter activity. NCBI's taxonomy places the organism in Eukaryota, Metazoa, Echinodermata, Echinoidea, Temnopleuroida, Toxopneustidae. Gene Ontology annotation, biological process: transmembrane transport.